Trichophyton rubrum CBS 118892 is the source of this 1197-nucleotide messenger RNA. RefSeq lists its product as uncharacterized. The transcript is spliced from 2 exons. NCBI's taxonomy places the organism in Eukaryota, Fungi, Ascomycota, Eurotiomycetes, Onygenales, Arthrodermataceae. The record is from RefSeq and is a predicted model, not a curated record. The coding region runs from base 1 to 1197 and encodes 398 amino acids.
AUGGCACCCAAGUAUGGCCUGCGCUCAUCCCGCAAUCAGCCAUGUAACUCGUCUCCGUCCUCGAAUCCCGAUAAAUGGCUCUCCUGGAAGAAGCUGUUUUUUGGCAGCAGGAAAAAGGCCCUGUCGUUUGAAUCGAUCGUUAACGGCUGCACUUGUUCGCCCUGUGGAUUGGUCGAUUUUAUGAAUUACCUCCUUUAUGUUGAACGCGCUGCCGAAAAUCUUCAAUUCUACCUAUGGUACCAGGACUACAUCCAGCGCUUCGCUGCCCUCUCUGAAUCGCAGUGGGCAUUAUCGCCGCCGUGGACGGAAGAGCAACGGAAGAGAGUGAUCAGGCUUAACAAUCAAUCUAAAGAGAGAGCGAAGCGUGCCCCUUCUGUUACUGGUGCAUUUGUACCCGCUCCCGCCUUUCCACCUGUUGGAGAAACUGAGCUGGAUGAUUUGACUCCUUUUGCAACCCGCCCAAGCAGCUCCCAUGUCGACAUUGAAACCAGCAGUAUUACCCGCGGAGACUGGUUUGACUGGGAUGGAGGAUCGAAAGCAGCGGAAUGCCAGGAGUCUAUCGACGAAUCAAGCGCCUUCGACGGUAUCAACCCUCUUGAGCCAUGUAUGACUGCCAGUUCUAUCAAUUACCUAUUGUGCCGACCAACCAUUGCUAACAAGUUACAAUCUUCAGUCACUAUUCAACCACAUCGCAAGGAAAUCAACCGUAUCAUAUCCACCUACAUCUUAGAUAAUGCACCCCGGCAGCUGAAUCUCACAUCAAUAGAGCGCAUAAUAGUUAUGCAAGCUCUAUCCGCCACGACCCAUCCAUCCGCCUUUGCCGGCGUAGUCCAAGAAGUCGAAUGGAAUCUACGCCAACAAUCUCACCCGCAAUUCCUCCGAUGGUCUCUAAAUAACAGCAAUAGCAGCCGGUUACUGUGUGCUCGUGUAUUUAGCAUGCUAAUCAUUGCCUUCGGGCUCGCCUUGGCCAUUGUUUUGGUAUUCAGCAAGGUCCAUCGCGGCUGGAGGAUGUUUUCUGCCCUGCUUCUAUUUCCCGGCAUCGCAUCAUUGAUUGCUGCGAUGGAAGGAACUUGCAUGGUAUGUGGUUUUUCAACUCCAUACCACUAUUAUCAAUGCUUACUCCGUCCAUUUUUAGUUAUUUCUUUGUUUUUACAAGCGUCAACUACACCCCUGGGAGAUAUACGGCGCAACAAAUGA